CUUUCUACAGUGAGAAGCUGCCUGGCCCGAGGACAAGGGGGCGAAUGGUUGUCCUCAAUACCAACCUGUACUAUGACCAGAACGACAAGACAGCUGGUGAGGAAGAUCCUGGAGGGCAGUUCCAGUGGCUGGAAGAAACACUGACCAAUGCCUCUAGAGCAGAUGAAAUGGUCUACAUCGUGGGGCAUGUCCCUCCUGGCUUCUUUGAGAAGAAACGAGGCAAGCCCUGGUUCCGGAGUGGCUUUAAUGAACGCUACUUGAAAAUUGUGCAGAAGCACCACAGAGUGAUUGCUGCCCAGUUUUUUGGGCACCAUCACACGGACAGCUUUCGCAUGUUUUACAGUGAUACAGGUUCUCCAAUCAAUGUGAUGUUCUUGGCCCCUGGAGUGACUCCCUGGAAAACAACACUACCUGGAGUGAACAAUGGAGCCAACAACCCUGGGAUUCGGGUGAUCGACUAUGAUCCAGACACCCUUCAGGUGUUGGAUAUGGUGACUUACUACCUGAACCUAACUCAUGCCAACAUGAUGGCCUCAACAUGGGAGGAAGAGUCCCCAGCAUGGGAAGAAGAGUAUAGACUGACAGAGGCCUUUCAGGUCCCUGAUGGCUCUGCCCGCUCCAUGCAAACAGUGCUGGAGAGGAUAUCACAGGAUCCACACUAUCUGCAGCAGUACUACGAGUUUAACUCUGUCAGAUACGACCUCACCCCAUGCGACAAGGCCUGCAGUGUUGAUCAUGUUUGUGCCAUCAGGGAGGUUGAUUUUACAAAAUACAAUGAGUGUGUUAAAACCAGCUGCUCUGCCUCUGCUGUCAUCAGUGUUUGCCUUUUAUUUUUCUGCUUGCUUUCAGGACUUCUCAGCCCGCAGCAAGCGCUGUGGUGA
Eurypyga helias (sunbittern) is the source of this 881-nucleotide messenger RNA. RefSeq names its product sphingomyelin phosphodiesterase, acid-like 3B (gene SMPDL3B). The transcript has 4 exons. NCBI's taxonomy places the organism in Eukaryota, Metazoa, Chordata, Aves, Eurypygiformes, Eurypygidae. The annotation marks the transcript as partial. The record is from RefSeq and is a predicted model, not a curated record.